Molecule: messenger RNA, 2075 nt
Organism: Onychostoma macrolepis
Lineage: Eukaryota; Metazoa; Chordata; Actinopteri; Cypriniformes; Cyprinidae
Product: glutathione S-transferase theta-3-like
Exons: 5
Coding region: 541-1215 (224 amino acids)
Biological process (GO): glutathione metabolic process
Cellular component (GO): cytoplasm
Molecular function (GO): glutathione transferase activity
Source: RefSeq, a predicted model, not a curated record
GAUAAACUCCUCGUUAGAAAUCGCGUUUCUCCCUCAGGGGCCCCCCUCUAUCGCCAGGCCCUUGGAAUCAGGGCAGGGCAACCGUGCCAUAGCUGGGACAUUCUGUAAUUUGGUAUCAUUUUAGACAUGUCCUUCAUGGGCCACUGUGGUCCUGUGUCAAACCCUUAGUAAAUUCCCCCCACACACACCUUAAAUCAUUUCACAUACCGUACAUACUCACAACUUUUUCCAUAUUGAUGUUUCUGUUAUCAGAUCUGUUUCUGGCACAUUGGAUCAGUGGGUUAUGCCAUCCCAACUGAGUCCGGAGUCCAUGUUCUCUUGGCUUUCCUCCAGGUACUCCGUGAUUUGAAGAUGUCUGGGAUGUCCUGUGAUUUGGUGAAUUUUAAGCAUGUAACAAAUGGUCCUGGUUCUGUAUCAAACCCGAAAGUUACAUCACAACCACACCCCAGCCUGUCCCUGUUAACGGGCCGAAUUGACUGAGGCAUCCCAAGCAGGAAUAGGCUACUUGUUGUUUCUACAGGACUCACACUUCAGUUGACUAUGGCUGGCAGACAGGCAGUGAAAGUGUACUUAGAUCUUGUGUCUCAGGCCUGCAGGGCUGUACUAAUAUUCCUCAAAGACAACAAAAUACCACAUAUGGUGGAAAACACUGCCAUACGAAAAGCACAGCAGAAAACACCUGAGUUCACCAAACUCAACCCCAUGCAAAAGCUGCCAGUGUUAGAGGACAAUGGAUUUGUUCUCACUGAGAGUGACGCCAUAUUGAAGUAUUUGGCAACAGCCUAUAAUGUCCCUGAUCACUGGUACCCCAAACUGCCACAGAAGAGAGCCCGAGUGGAUGAGUACACAGCCUGGAAUCAUGCCAACAUGCGCACACACAUUUCCUUCAUCUUCUUGCAAGAGGUUUUACUGCCAUUCAUGGGACAGCCGACAAAUCCAGAGAAACUUAAAAAGGUGCUGGCAGACCUGGAUGGCACACUGGACAAGCUGGAAAACAUGUUUCUGAAGAACCAGGCCUUCUUAUGUGGUGACGACAUCUCAUUGGCUGACCUGUUAGCAGUUUGUGAGCUCAUGCAGCCUAUGUGCAGCCAGAGGGAUGUUCUGAAGGACAGACCCAAACUACUGAGCUGGAGGAGUCAAGUCCAGUCAGCGCUCUCAGACUCCUUUGAUGAAGCUCACUCUGUUGUCUACCAAAUAAGAGAAGUUCACGGCUAAACUGUCUCCCUGUCCAAAACAAGGCACUCUGUAAAGAUAUUUUUCACAACUAGUCACAAUUAACAUGAGUAGUAUUAUAAAGCCACGGAAUGUCACCGAUUUUGAUUGAUGACCGACAGCUGUUGACCUUUGACCUUAGGGAUUAACUUUAUGACCUUUUAAUGAUCGCAGCAGUGUUAUUGUCAUGAAUCUAGUCUGCACUUCCGUCCAUUCAUCACCAGAGGUCACUCGCUCACCACAUGGACUUUCACACCACACACCACAUGGACUCCAUCUCCCAUCAUCCAACACUGAUCACAGCUGUCACCAAUCACUCAUUGCACUAAUCACACGCACACCUGAUCCCACGCACAUACUGAUCUCACAUGCUUUAUAAGCCUUGGACUUUCUCUGCCUCUCUGCCGAGUAUUGUAUGCGUUUACCGCUCCCAUAGCCGUAGCUACUCUACCGAGCCCCUGUUGUUUUCCUAGUUUUCCCCUGCCUGUUUGGUUUGUGUUUUCCCGUGUUUGUUCUAGCCCGUGUUUCCCUGGAUUAACCCUUGCCUUGCCGUUUGGACUCUCAUUGCACCCCAUUGGAUUCUAGCCCGUGUUCCCUGGAUUAUCUCUCUGCCUUGCCCACUGGAUACUGUUGCUGAUCAUCGACCUUCGCUUGCCCUAGGAUUACUCUUUGUCUUGUCCCUGCCAUACCUGUUUGCCAUUGUUUCGACCCUGCCUGUACGACCACGUCUCUGCCUAAAUAAAGCUUGCACAUGGAUCCGCACGACUCACGUCUCGUCAGCCAUGUUACAGAAUACUCGGCCUCACGAGGAUCCAGCAGCUUUUCCAGCAAUGGACCCUGGUCAGGUAUGGAUCCUUUCAACC